Molecule: messenger RNA, 2246 nt
Organism: Pleuronectes platessa (European plaice)
Lineage: Eukaryota; Metazoa; Chordata; Actinopteri; Pleuronectiformes; Pleuronectidae
Product: growth hormone-regulated TBC protein 1-A
Exons: 8
Coding region: 342-1391 (349 amino acids)
Source: RefSeq, a predicted model, not a curated record
AAUAACAUUGCCUCCUUGGCAAUCGUGAAAUUGCUGAUACCAUCAUUAACACCACUGUAUUCAGAUCUACUACUAUUCAUCAUUAUGGACUGUGACAUGCAAGAGAACAAAAGCCAGCACUCCUGAUUCUCUUCCUACAGUUGUUUUGUAUGCAAAUCCAUCAGGUCACCUGGUCACUCCUAACCCGGCCCCUCCUCUCAGAGAGCGAGUGCUGUAAGAUGAGACAUUGGAGACGCAGGUCGCUUUGUUAUUUACCUUGACAGCAGCCGGAGGUAAAAAUGAAAUAACCUCCACCGUGCUGGUUGUUUCGAGCCUCGGUGAACUUCUGUACCUGCAGCACGAUGGAGAGGGAAACUCAAGGAAAUGCUGCUCAGCCUCCAACAUGUAUUAAUGGCGGUGAGAGGAUUGACCCCUACGGCUUUGAGAGACCUCAUGAUUUUGAAUCCUACAAGGAGAUGAUGGACGAGUACGUGGCUGUCCUCAACAGAAGAUCCCUGAGAUGGUCCAAGCUCCUUCAAGAGAAACCUCACGUGGAGAAGAACCUGACAGUGAAGAGGUACGUGCGUAAAGGAGUUCCCAACGAGCACCGGGCCAAGAUCUGGAUGGCGGCAAGUGGUGCCCAGGAACGACUGGAGAGUAACCCGGGUCAUUACCAGUCCCUGCUGGCCGCGGAGCAUGACCCCAAGCUGAAGGAAACCAUUCAAACAGAUAUUAACAGGACAUUUCCGAACAACGUCCUCUUCCAGAGCAAAGCUGAGCCCGGCCUGCAGAGGGCGCUGUACAACGUGCUGCUGGCGUAUGGACACCAUAAUCAAACAGUGGGGUACUGUCAGGGAAUGAACUUCAUUGUAGGCUACCUCAUCAUCAUCACCAAAGAUGAAGAGAAAUCCUUCUGGCUCAUGGAUGCACUGUUGGGCAGAAUACUUCCAGACUACUACAGCCCGGCCAUGUUGGGGCUGAAGACUGACCAGGAGGUUAUUGAUGAGCUGGUGAAGACAAAGUCUCCUGCAGUCGGACAGCUCAUGGCUCAGUAUCCCGGCAUAUGGACCCUGGUGGUGUCACGCUGGUUCAUCUGCCUCUACAUUGACAUCCUCCCAAUAGAGACAGUUCUACGGAUCUGGGAUUGUCUGUUCUAUGAAGGCUCUAAGGUUCUUUUCCGUGUUGCUCUGACACUCAUCGCUCACCACCAGCCGGAGAUCCUGAGAGCGCGCUCUCUGUGCGACGUGUGCGAGUGCUUCAAACAGAUCACGUGUGGAGCUUUCACGCUGGACUGCCACACCUUCAUGCAGAAAAUAUUUACAGAACCCGGAAGUCUCUCAAUGGCAACUAUUGAGAAACUGAGAGAGAAAUGCAGACAACAAAUCCUGUCGGGGGAAUCGAGACAACCGUAAAGUUUUGGAUCAACUGUUCGUCUGUCGGGAACUUUGUGCUUAUUGGACUCACAUGCCAGGGGACGUAGUGUCGGCUUUAGAUAUGUUGAACUCUAAUCCAGCAGACUGGAUAUCUGCAGAAUGUGCUGAAGCAACGUUUUGAACCUUGAGUUUCGCUGGCCGGUACAGUCUUAUGAAUAUUUUUUGCAGGUAUAGAUACUACUACACCUGAUGCUUUAUGGUAUUGCAAUAACUCAGAGAAAUGCUAGUAUUAGUUUUUAUCAUUGUGGAGAAUAUCAGUUUUUAAGAGAUCACCUUUAGUGCAUGCCUUUUGAAUGGUACCAAAAAAAUCAAAUGUCGUUUUCACCAAUAUUUUACCAUUUGAAGUCAAAUUAAAAGUUAAGAAUUUGAUGUGGUGCUGUCCACAUUUAUAUGAAACAGUUGUACAUGUUUAAUUAUUAACAAGAACACGUUUUUCUUAUUUCCUAAUUGACCUAAAACAUUCCUCCGCCAAACAAAGUUUCGACAAAGUGGACAUUUUAGCGUAACAUGAUCAUCUUAAACAACCGGUUAUUGGGCUGUGCCAAACCUGGGGUUGAAUAAUAAAAAGCAACAUUCCACUUUGAAACUACAAGUGAGAUUUGGACACCAUUUCAAGAGGCAUGAACUUCCAUUCCUUCUCUAUCUACAACCUGGAUAAACUUUAAAUGGGAGCCGGUUUAAUAUAUUUUUAUUGGGGAAACAGACUGUGUUCAAGGACAGGGAAACAUUUGUAAAUUGAGAAAAAUGUCUUCAAAGCUCUGACUUUUGGCAACAAUAACCUGUACAUGAUCAAUUUGGUGAAAUAAAUCAAUUACAAAUAAACAAAUAAAAAUC